Paralichthys olivaceus (Japanese flounder) is the source of this 3141-nucleotide messenger RNA. Its product is annotated as sphingomyelin synthase-related protein 1-like. Lineage: Eukaryota; Metazoa; Chordata; Actinopteri; Pleuronectiformes; Paralichthyidae. The record is from RefSeq and is a predicted model, not a curated record. Gene Ontology annotation, molecular function: sphingomyelin synthase activity; ceramide cholinephosphotransferase activity; protein binding. Gene Ontology annotation, biological process: ceramide biosynthetic process. Gene Ontology annotation, cellular component: plasma membrane; Golgi membrane; endoplasmic reticulum membrane.
AGUGUGUUUUCAGCAGCAGUCCUGCAUGAGGCCAGCAGCUCCUCUUUCCUGCUGUUGUUUACUACACUCUGUUCCUGUUUGCUGUUGCCUGGUUGUCAGAAGCAUGUUGGCCAAGAAGCAGAAGUUGUCCACCAGUGAAGUGAGACACAAACAGGCAGACUGUCUACACCCCCUGGCAGCUCACUCACACUGGAUUUCUGUGGCAUGGCUCCGUCAGAGGACGGUGUGAGUGUCUGGAGCUGUAAGCAGGUGGCCCAGUGGCUGCAGGAGGAAGGUUUUGGGGAGUAUGUGGAGGUAUUGUGCACCCAGCACCGCCUGGACGGGCCUAGCCUGCUGGCUCUGACUGAGGCUGACCUGCGGGGUCCACCACUGGGCCUGACUGUGCUGGGAGACAUUAAGAGGUUAACCUUGGCCCUCCGCCGGCUCCAGAGACAGAACCAGGCCGAGCUGGAGGAGCUGGGCCUGCAGCCGUCAGACAACCUACCUUCUGGACUCUCGUCAGGUGCCGCAGGAGGAGAGUGGGGAUACGACGGAGCAGAGAGGAGAUAUAAUGGAGCUGAUCGCUUGUGUAAUGGGACUGAGCUGCGGCUUAGGAAUGGUGACAGAUCUGGAUACGGUUUAGGAGCGACACUGUGUCAUACACACUCCAACUGGAGGUGUAGGCAGCACCUGGCUGGUAGACUGGACCCAGAAGUGUGGAAGACAGUCAUGAGUUGCAUUUAUGUGUUUCUUGUGUUCGGAUUCACGUCUGUUGUCAUGGUGUUUGUGCACGAGCGUGUCCCCGACAUGAGGACAUACCCCCCACUUCCUGAUAUAUUCCUGGACAGCGUUCCCAGAAUCCCCUGGGCUUUUGCAAUGGCCGAAGCUUGUGGCCUCCUCCUGUGUUAUAUGUUUAUGUUGAUCCUGCUGCUUCACAAACACAGAUCCAUUCUCUUCAGGCGGUUGUGUUCUUUAAUGGGAACCGUGUUUCUGCUUCGUUGCUGCACCAUGUUUGUCACCUCGCUCUCUGUGCCCGGGCAGCACCUGAAGUGUGCCAGUAAGACAUACGGUGAUACCUGGGAGAAGAUACAGAGGGCACUAGCGAUCUGGAGUGGGUUUGGGAUGACCCUGACCGGUGUGCAAACGUGUGGAGACUACAUGUUCAGCGGACACACGGUUGUCAUAACGAUGCUCAACUUUUUCGUGACUGAAUACACGCCACGAACCUGGAACCUGAUUCACACCAUCUCCUGGGUGCUGAACCUGUUUGGCAUCUUCUUCAUCCUGGCAGCCCAUGAGCACUAUUCCAUCGACGUGUUCAUUGCCUUCUACAUCACCACCCGCCUCUUCCUCUACUACCACACUCUAGCUAACACCCGUGCCUACCAACACAGCCGGCGAGCACGCAUCUGGUUCCCCAUGUUCUCCUUCUUCGAGUGCAAUGUGAACGGACCUGUCCCCAAUCAGUAUCACUGGCCCUUCAACAAACCCACCUUCAUGAAGACUCUGAUUGGAUAGAGUAAGACGUUCAGACAGCUGCUGCUGCUGAGUGCAUGGACUGUAACAUUUACAGCCGGAAUUAGAAACUUUAUACUUGACAUGCUGCUUCUUAUCUCAUUUUUUUACCUCAUUUGCAUAAAUCUUUAUUUUGUUAAAUAAUUUUAUGUUUAAAGGAAAAGUUUAACAGUUUGUUGUCCACAUUCAUGUCUGUCUAAUGAAUAUAAAGCUAAUGUGAGCAGUGGGUUAGCUCAGCAUCAAGGCUCUGUUUAAAGGUAACAAAAUUUAACUAUUGGCACUAAAACCAAAGAUUAAACUGACACCUUGUCACUGUGACUCACUGCUGCUCGUCAUAUAAUGAUUUGGCAUGACACUUGUUGUACUCAAUGUGUUGGUUUCACACUGCUGCUUUUGUACGGAUUUAAUUAGAAUGGCACUCAGUGGGGGGCAUACCUCCACCGAGGACCGUUUCCUUAAAUCCAAUCUAGCUGCACCAAUGCCACACACUCAUUGAUAUAAGAUUCAACCUCUGUAUCACAUCUGCAUCAAAAUCAAAUGGGUUCUUCCCUGACCCGUGCAGCAUCUUUCCACCAAGUUACGUGGUAAUCCAUAUUAUAGUUUAUGCGUUAUCUUGCUCACAAACAAACAAAUGGACAGGGGUGAAAACUAACUUCCUUAGCAGAGGUUUCAAAAACUUAACACUUCAAUAGAUGUGUUUCAGAGAUUAUUAUAAUUGUUUCUCUUUAAACAGAGCCAUGCUCCCUGUUUCCCCCUGUUUCCAGUCUUUGUGCUAAGCUAUUCUCUCCACCCUGCUGUAGAGCUUCAGGUUUAAUGGACAUAUAUGAAAGCAGUAAUUUCUCACCUAACAAUAGCAAACUGAAUUUAUUCCUUUUUAAUUUAUUCCGAGAUUAAACUGCACACUGCCACAUACAGUGAAAUAAACGUGGUUUACUACAGGUUCAGACAUUUCCUUUGAUACAUAUUUGCCUUGAAAUAAUCACUUUGAUUAUUUAUAUUCCACUUUUGGGAUAAUUCAGGUUCACUUAUGGUUUGGUGGUCUUGAGUUUUACUCCAAUUUGAAAUAGGAACUGAUCAGCAGCCAUCCAUGAAGAUUACUACUCUGAUUCUUUGAGAGUUGUCAUAAUGACAGUUUAUGUGUUGUUUUGCUGGAAACAGAUGUGACACCAGUUUGGUGGCUGCUACCAAAGGAAAAACGUUUCUUUCAAUUGUUCAUCUGUUUUAGUCACUCGUCUGUUUUUUGCAUUUAAACUUAAUUUUUCACUUAAUUUUUCGAUAGCUUUGUUGUAUUAGUUGGUGUCACCGCUGGAACACAACAUUGGGCUGCCUACAUUCGCAACUUUUACAAACCAAAUAUCUGAACUUUUAUUGCAAUAUUCAAUUUUGCCAAUGAGCCUAUUUGUUUACAGGGUGCUAAUGAUGAAGCUGGGUUUGUUGAGACUGUUUUGUCCAGUUUCUCUAUGUUGCACAAAGACUUUUCAUGAAUGCAACUGUGGACAAACUGUUAGAUAACUCAAAAGUGAAGUGAAUAGGAUCUUGUGGUUGAUCAAAACUAUAUUUAAAAAAAAUCGUUUACAGUUUGUUGUUUUAUUUUUAAUCCAAGUGCUUUGUCUGCUUUUUGGCUCUACAAUAAAAGUUUACAGAUAU